UCCGGCGUUCCAGUCCGAAACCACACCCCUGUCAAUGCUACAUCCUUCCAUCCCUCUCCCGAACUUCCACCACGGAUUCAGCACAAACCAUGCUCUAUGUCAAGCCUACCAAUGGAGGCUGACCCACGUCAAGCUACAGAACUCAAAAAAAGACCUCGGUGUCCACAAAAUCUCCAAAACCGGGUUUCCUCCCAUCGUUUCCCCACCAAGUCCACUGUUGCAAGAGCAAAUGUCGUCAUUGUCACCGUCGGUAGAGUUGAUUCAGUCUGUCGAAGAACAAGAAAAAGGGGAAGACGAAACAUGCCGGCUCCAGCUCCCUCCUCCACCAACACACGCAUUCGAAGCCUUCUACCCAAAAGGAAGCAUCAACCCAUCUGCUCCAAUCCCUGGAGGUUUCGGAUUCUACUUAACCGGCCCAAACGACUUCGUCUCGGGACAAGAGGUGUUGAUGAGCUACCGAGUAAUGUUCCAGAACGAUUGGGAAUGGGUGAAGGGAGGGAAGUUGCCCGGUAUCUUCGGCGGUGUAGGAGAUCUAGCCUACAAAUGUAGCGGUGGAAGACAAGAGAAUAGAUGUAAAUGUUUCGAUGUGAGGUUGAUGUGGAGACAGAAUGGAACCGGUGAGCUCUACACAUACCUCCCCCCAACUGAGAACAACAAAAAGCAACUUCUGGCCGUACCACCUGUCUCAAGAGCAAACAACGAUUACGGUUUCUCCGUAGGCCGCGGAUCCUUCACUUUUGUCAAAGGAACAUGGGUGUGCAUAGCUCUCCGAUUGAAAAUGAACACCGUCGGUGAAGAAGAUGGAGAGUUAGAGCUCUGGAUUAACGGCCACUCCGUCAUUUCUAUCCAAAGACUAUCGUUUCGCGACUCGGAAAUGGCGACCAUUAAAGGGAUGCACUUUCAGACUUUCUUCGGCGGCCACACAGAGGAUUGGGCAUCUCCGAAAGAUCAACGGGCGUGGUUCGCUGAUAUCACAGGGGUCUCCAUCCUGAACACGCCAUCAAUACAUCUUACACGGUAAAACUCUUGUCGUUCCGACUCUCGCAUUUCCAGAGGGGAUUGAACCAUGGUUUCCACGACAGAACGUAUUUAAGAAACCGGAUCGACGGGCGUGAAGAUUUGACUCGGCCCGGGGAUAAACGUUUGAACCUUCCGAGUGUACAACAAGACCAGAUCGAACCUACUUCCAGCGCUUCCGAUCAAUGAUCUCGCUCGUCCAAAUCAACUGAGUGAUACUCCGGAGAACAAGGCAUAUCUCGCUGAAGCUUCUUCACAGCUAUACUCAUCCCAACCCGGCGCACGUCACGACUCAGACGGAUCCAGCUACGGAGAUGAAUUCGAGAAGAUGGAUGGAAAGGUCUUCCAUGCGACUCGAAAACGAGGCUUUGUCGGACGAUAAGGUGGCGAGCGGAUUAGAAUAUGAAAGCACCUCGGAGGUCGGUGGGAUAGGAAAGUUGGAGUUUUUUCCUGGGUUACGAUAUUAUAAUUCAGGCACCCAAUUUGUGGAAUCAAACCGUGGCAAAAAGGAGUUUGUGAAGGAGUUUGUUGACUCGUAUCAAGGAGAAUAUAUCCGAGCCAAC
This is a messenger RNA of Marasmius oreades (fairy-ring Marasmius), 1580 nucleotides long. RefSeq lists its product as uncharacterized. The record is from RefSeq and is a predicted model, not a curated record. Bases 35 to 1021 code for a protein of 328 amino acids. NCBI's taxonomy places the organism in Eukaryota, Fungi, Basidiomycota, Agaricomycetes, Agaricales, Marasmiaceae. The transcript is spliced from 6 exons.